CUCCUUUGUUUAUGAUCCUCCAAGAAGUUAAGUUGUUCAUGGUGUUUUGGGAUUAAUUUAGGUUUAAGCAAAGAACUAAUAAGAGAUUCUUGUUCUAUCUUUUAUGCUCAAAGGUUUGCUCCGUCUGUUUUUGUUUUGUUUUGUUUUGUCGCAAUGUGCGUCGAUUCUUUCCUAAUUCAAAUUGUGAAGUUGAAGGAUUACCUGGGAAUUCGAAGGUAAGAGGAGUGAAUUUGGGAGGAUGGUUGGUUGUAGAAGGUUGGAUUAAGCCCCAACUGUUCGAUGAAAUGCCUAACAGAGAUAUGAUUGAUGGUACAGAGGUACAAUUUAGAUCAGUGACAUUGCACAAGUACAUAUCAGCAGAAAAUGGUGGUGGCAUGAAGAUUACAGUAGACCGAGAUUCUCCUUCUUCAUGGGAAACCUUUCGGUUAUGGAGGGUUUCUAGUUCAGAGUUUCAGCUCCGGACAUCACAAGGGCAUUUUAUCACAUGUGACGUUAAAGAUGGCAAUGUCUCUGCAACUGCAAGUAUGCCGUCUUUAACUGAAACAUUCUACAUUGAAAGAAAUGAAAGAAACAGAGUUCACAUAAAACAUGUAAUAAGUGGAAGCUAUCUGCAGGCUUCAACUUCAAAUAACAUCACCGCAGACCAUCAUGGGGUUCCAGGGUGGGAUGAUAAUGCAGCUACAUUUGAAAUGAUAAUUGUAUCAAAUUUAAUCCAUGGAGAUUACCAGCUUGCUAAUGGACUCGGCCGUGAUAAGGCCAAACAAGUUCUUACGAGGCAUAGAAACAGUUUUAUCACUUGGCAAGACUUUAAAUUUCUGUACAAACAUGGAAUAAAUACGGUUAGAAUCCCAGUUGGAUGGUGGAUAGCUUUUGAUCCAAAUCCUCCAACCCCUUUCAUUGGUGGAACCUUGGAAGCUUUGGAUAACGCUUUCUCGUGGGCUCAGUUAUAUGAUAUUAAGUGCAUCAUCGAUCUACAUGCAGCUCCGGGGUCUCAAAAUGGCAUGGAACACAGUGCCAGUAGAGAUGGUUCUACAUCAUGGCCUAUGUAUAUUUCACAGACACUGUAUGUCAUUGAUUUUUUAGCUUCGAGGUAUGCCACACAUCCAGCCUUGCUAGGAAUCGAGCUUCUAAACGAACCAUCUGCUGCAACGGUUCCAUUGGAUACCCUAAUUUCAUAUUACAAACAAGGCUACCAGAUCAUCAGAAAAUAUUCUUCCACAGCUUAUGUCAUAAUCUGCCAAAGAAUCGGCAACGCAGAUCCUAUUGAACUUUACAACGCUAACAUUGGUCCAUCAAAUCUAGUACUAGAUUUGCAUUACUACAAUCUUUUCGAUAGUUAUUUUGUUAACAAGACUCCUGCUGAAAAUAUCCAGUUUAUUUUCAACAACAGACAACCGCAGUUACAAGCUCUCAAUGAUUUAAACGGGCCUCUUGUUUUUAUUGGCGAGUGGGUAAACGAAUGGAAUGCAACCAACAGUACACAGUUAGAUUACCAAGAUUUUGGUGAAGCCCAGUUACAGGUAUAUGAUGCUGCCUCCUUUGGAUGGGCUUAUUGGACACUUAGAAAUGCCGAGCCUCACUGGGAUUUUGAGUGGAAUAUCCGCAACAACUACUUAAAACUAAGUUUUAUGUUGUUUGAUGUAGGUUACUCUCAGAAGACACCUGUAAUUAAGGGUGUAUUGUGGUUCAUAUUGGCAUGUAACUUCUACAUUUAUAAUGCGUUAUAGCGUUGGGCCCACAUUUUGUUUGUUAUUUUCGGUUAUUGUUUGGCUACGUUCCAUAAUGCUCAAAUGACAUUGAAAUCUGAAGGCCACAUGUACCAUAGAGUUCAAUUUGUUUGUUUCCCUUAACCAGCAAAA
Helianthus annuus (common sunflower) is the source of this 1859-nucleotide messenger RNA. Its product is annotated as probable glucan 1,3-beta-glucosidase A. The coding region runs from base 285 to 1727 and encodes 480 amino acids. Gene Ontology annotation, cellular component: actin cytoskeleton; cytoplasm. NCBI's taxonomy places the organism in Eukaryota, Viridiplantae, Streptophyta, Magnoliopsida, Asterales, Asteraceae. The record is from RefSeq and is a predicted model, not a curated record. Gene Ontology annotation, biological process: cell migration; establishment or maintenance of cell polarity; carbohydrate metabolic process. Gene Ontology annotation, molecular function: hydrolase activity, hydrolyzing O-glycosyl compounds; protein-macromolecule adaptor activity; actin filament binding. The transcript has 10 exons.